GACUUACUGUGUCAGAUUCUGGUAAGCAUGUGAUGCCACAGGAAUUGCAAGAAACAUUACAGGCAAAUGUGUCAAGACAACUCCAGUCUGAGCAGUUUACUAGUUCAGAUAAAGACCAACCUUUGUUUCAGGAGAAAGGGCCCAAUGAAGGAUCUGACUUGCAGGCAGAGCACUCAGCAUCUGAGUUAGAAUCCAAACUGCUUACUGUUGUUGAUAACAGUGAGCAAUUACUGCAGGACAGAUCGCAACCUGAGAAACACAUUUCGCCAGAUGACUUAUCAUCAAGCUUAGAAUCCAUACAAUUUAUUGUUACCAAUGGUGGUGCAGCUAACCCACAAGAACAUUCUUUCUAUCCACACAAAAAGUCAGAAGAACACAGGACAGGAUCAGAAACAAAUUCUGCCGCUAUAGAGCCUUUGUCACAGGAAGGAAUAAUUGAAUCAGAAGUCAGUGUUCCAACAGAAGAUGCUGGUAAACAAAACAGUUUACAACAAUCUAUGGAACAUGAAUCUUUGGCAGGUCUCCAUGAGUUGGUGGAUGCCAUGGUUUCUGAGAAUAUGCAUUUUCUAGGAAAGGAUUUUGUUAGUGAUGAUGACACUGAAUUUAAAGACCAAACGCCAGAACCGCUUGUUGAAGCUGCGCCAGAAAACCACAGUUACAGCAAGACUGAUACCGAUUACCUAAGUGAAAAAGCAACCCAGCCACCCACACAUUCUGCUUCCACACAUCUGGGGAAAGACAAUUUAGAAAAUCAUCCUGAAAAGCCUCAUGAAAAUGAAGACAUUGGAAAAUCAGAUGUAGAUGCCGCCAGUGAAAAUGUUAACAGAAUUAUUUCAGCAAGCGAAGAGAUUGACCCUGGCAAUGUGGCUGAUCGAGCAACACCAACAUCAAUAGACGCUGAACCCAAAGACCACCAAGCCGCCUGGACAUUUAGUUAUUUUUUGGAGAAAUCCAAACACCAGCUUGAGAAACUAAGCGGAACAGGUCCAACGUCUGAAAGUACUGAUUUGUUCAGUGAUCUUACAUUGCUGAUGAAACAAAUGACCAUUGAACAGAUUCAGUAUUUGGAAAAGUGCCUUGGAAAAACCAAGCUGUCUUGGCUCGAAAACAUUUUUGCCCAGUUGGAGAACGAGACGAGCAGCGAUGGUUACAAUGACAUUAUGCGAGAAAUAGUCACUUUUGAAGAUAGUGUUCUGAAACACAAAGACACGAUGUGUAGAGUAAAAGGUGAAGAUCCCGAGGAUAGGACGGUGGAAAGGCAAUACACUGAACUCACAGAUGCAUUUCAAAAUCUGCAAGAUAUUCUAGCUGCCAUCAAAAUGAAAUACACCACAAACGUCUCUAAUCCAAGCACCAAAGACACUUACAGUUCAGGAGACAUUUCUGACACUGGUCUUCAUAACAGCAAACAGAAAUUAAAAAAAGUUGAGGAUGAUUGGAUGUGGCAAGAUGUGCAGCUCACUAAAGAGGCACAAGACAUUAAUUCUGAAUUAGCAAAAAGGCAAGAGCUGGACAUCCAUACCCUUAAACAGUCAAUGGAUCAGGAGAAAGUAACUAUCAGUGAUGACAUUCAGGAACGUACAUUGGAAAAUCAAUUUUAUCAGGAUGCACACAACAUAAACCAAGAGAGCAACAUUCUUGAUAAGACAGACCAAGCAGUUGUUAACACACAAGACAAUCAAAUGCUCUCACAAGACUUCAGUGAAGAACUUGGAAAAGAACCAAAAACUACAAAUGUGAUAGAUGGAAUGGGAGCUGUCCAUGUUAAUGAACAGAAGAGAAAUCCUGAGAUAAAUACCAUCCACACACUGGGCAAGAAGCUUGAUGUUUGCGUACAAUUUAUCUUGGCAUUCAUUGACCAUUUCAUCGAAAAUAUCGGAAGCAGAAGGUACCUUGUGAGAGAGAGAAGGCUUGCUGCAAAGGUUGCUGAGUUGCUUGAUGAAAAAUGCAAAGUUCUGGAAACAUUAAGUGACUGUGAACAAAAGUACAACAACAUUGAAUCUUCUUUAAAGAACUUUACUGACGGCAAAGAGACAGCAGAAACAAGGACCCUGAAUCUUCAGGACACAUAUGCCAAGUUGGACAAGUCCAAUGGCAAUCUUAGACAAGCCGUUGAACAGUUCACACAAGAGUUAGAGACCGAGAAACGUACAAGAAUUGAACAUGAUAGUCUGAUUACAGAAAUUCAGACAAAUUUAAAUGCCUUGGAAACUGAAGCACAUGGUCUCAAAAUCCAAGUUGAAGAGGCUAAAAGUGAAUUGAAAGGAAUUCAGAGUAAUGACACAAGACGUCAGGAAUCCUUGCAAGCUGCAAAAGAGGAGAAUUAUCACCUCAAACAAAGUAAAGAGCAGCUCUUGCAAGAAGCAGAAGGGUGGGGUGAACGGCAUAGUGAACUCACAGAACAAAUUAAGUUAUGCGCGAAAUCUCAGAAGGACAUGAAGGAGAUUCUUGAGAAUAAAGAUAACCAGGUGAAGUCUCUAACCGACUGCCUUCUGAAAUUGAGGGUGUGGAACUCAGAGGAAGGGGAUAAUCCCACAGAAGGUAACGGAUGGGACAAAGCGGAGAAUAAAACUGAAAAUGGGGAGCAAUCGGCAGAGAUAACAGAAGAAGAACAGAAGCAAAAGAUUGAGAAAUUAAUUUUUGUUGCUAAGUUAAAUGCCAGCUUGAAGUCAGUGGAAGAAGAAAGAAACCAUAUUCAUAGCAGACUGUCUGAUGAAAUCAAAGCGAAGCAAGAGCUGACAGAACGAAUUGAAAAACUUCAGCUGGAACAGAGCUCUGUACAGAGCGAAAAAUCUCAUUUUCAAGGAGAUCAUAAAACCCUCCAACAAAAGCUGAAACUCAUGACUGAAAUGUACCACGAGAAAGAAAUGGAGCUUCAAAGAAAGGUAACUCUGGAAGAAAAUCAACGUGUACAGAAGGAAGAAAAGCUUUCUGAAGCUGAUCAGAAGUUCAGUCAGGCGGCUGAAGAACUCAGCUGCUACAGACAGCGUUCUAAAGACCUCGAAGAAGAAUUAGUUAAAACUAUUCAAUGUUAUAAAAACCAGAUUGCGUCUCAUGAGAAAAAAGCGCAUGAUAAUUGGUUGUCAGCUCGUGAAGCUGAUCGAGAGCACGGAAACAUUAAAAGAGAGAACAUCCACCUUCGACAAAAGAUAACUGAAGCUGAAUUCACAAUGGAUUUGGCACUGAAGGAACCAUUUAUUAACAAUGUACCUGGGAGGCCAGCAUUACUAAGUCCAUCAUUUGCUCCACAGUACAGAGGAGGAAGCUCUCCGUAUGGUCUUUCCCUAGUGGAUCGGCCUUCCCCUGAACCCGGAGGUUUUCUGUCGCCUGCAUUUCUGGACGGACCCUUAAGAUUUUCACCGCUGUUCCCCGGAAGACCAGACUUUAGAACAAAAGGUCCAACAGUCAAUCCAGAUCAACCUGGUAAUGAAAAUAUGGAUUCAGCUUCUGACCGAAUGUCUGACCACCACGGUCCACAGUCUGAUAGUGGAUCCCUGUCCCCUACAUGGGAAAGAGAACGGAGGCUAAUUGGAGCAUCACCAGGGAAUGCUUAUAAUGAAUCUUAUGACCGAGCACCAGAAAGAGGUUACCAUACAUCUUCAGGAAGAUUUUGUGGACCAGCAGAAUUGCACAGAAAUGCUCUAGAUAGACCAGAUGGUCGUCCACAGAUGGAAAUUAGAGAAAUUUCCGAUUCUUCUGUAGAAAAUCAAUUCCAGGGACGUGGAAUGCUCAAUGCAUCAAACCAGCCUCUCCGUGCUGAAGCCGAGUUUGGAGCUAGACCUGUUUUUGCACCCAUCUCUCCGAUGCGAAACCCCCCUUUGGCUGUUGAUCCAAGAAGUCACAUUCCACACAAGGUUCCAUUACUUCCUCCACGGUGUGGAGUUUAUGGGCCUCCAGAACAUUUUCCACCAAGGCCUUUUGGUUUUCCACCACAUCCGCCAAUAGGAAUGAGAAAUCCCCUACCACCAGGAGCAUACUUCCCACCAUCUCAACCUAGUUUUCUUCCGAAUAGACCAACCUCAGACAGUACAAGUGGCCUUCCUUUCCAGGUUCCUUCUCCCAGCUUGCCUCUUACAGAAGAGCAUCCACCACCAUCAGAAGAAAAAUGAAUGUCUGAUUGAGAAGAACUACAGACCGAAAUAUACUUGUGGUUGGUGAAAAAAGGUGCAAAAAUGAACAUUAAGGAUGCUAAGUACAAUUGAGAACAUUAUGCAUUAUUUUUAAUGCUGUUUAGCAAAGGUACUUUGUUGGUAGCAUUGAAUAUUUAGUGAUAACUUUCCACUAUGUAAUAAAGGCACAUGAGUUUUUUUUUAUAUGUACUGUUUGAUUAGAAGUACAGUAUACAUCUCAGGAGUCUUUCUUUGAAGUUUUAAAGAAAUAUACUUUUACUGUGCAAUAAUGUGAAGGUUAGCUUGCCAUAUUAGAGCAAGAUUUUACAAUGCACUAUUUUAUUUAAGGAUUUUCUGUUUCUUACCAGUGCAUUGCAGACAGAAUAUGUUCACUCUUAACAACACGGUUUUUACAGUAACAGUAUUUGAACUGGUGCCGUUCUUUGUAACUAGAAGAAAUGCUGUUUAUGUGCAUGUCCUAACUGGUGGUGUGUUUGUGCUUGGCUCCACUGAUAUAAAUUGAAGAUUCAUAGUCUUAAUAUAAAAGGAAUGUUUGAACAUUCAUGAAUAUGUAAAUCCAUUCAAUGUUAAAUAUAGGAAAAACCUUUAAUUUAGAUUUAAUUUCUCUCCUCUUCUGAAGGUGCCAACUCUUGCACUGGUUCCACUGACACUGGUAACCCUUUGGUAUUUUGUCCAAAUGGUCAUUUUUCAUGUGAGCCUAGGCAAUGAACAUUUUCAGGCUAUUCAUGAGUCAAAAGCUGAUUGUUCUCACUAGAUGUCAAAAGAUAAGCACUUUCCAGCAGGGCUCAUUCGAUAGAGAUCAGAGUCAGGGUGCACCCCACCCCCAGCUGUUUCUCCCUCCAAUUAACAUGACCCUCCUGCUGUUGCAGCUAACUGCACAGACCAAGGACUGAACCUACAACUUUCUGGUCUGUAUGGCUUGGUGUUACACAGGAUGUUGCCUUUACUAACUGUUAUUGGGGAGCCCAGAUGUUAGAUGUUUAACUCUAGAUGUGAAAUUGUUUACAAAACAUGAAGAUAUCUAUAUAUUACAAAUAAAGGUAGCCAACUAAUGGAUUUUAAAA
Molecule: messenger RNA, 5194 nt
Organism: Callorhinchus milii (elephant shark)
Lineage: Eukaryota; Metazoa; Chordata; Chondrichthyes; Chimaeriformes; Callorhinchidae
Gene: mia2
Product: CTAGE family, member 5
Exons: 25
Coding region: 33-4109 (1358 amino acids)
Biological process (GO): endoplasmic reticulum to Golgi vesicle-mediated transport; protein secretion; vesicle cargo loading
Cellular component (GO): endoplasmic reticulum exit site; endoplasmic reticulum membrane
Source: RefSeq, a predicted model, not a curated record